UUGUACUGUAAACAAUUUUUAGCUUUUAGCAAACAGUUGUACUCUGAACUUAAACGGGUCUACACAACGUUUUUUUUAACUUAAUUAAAAAAUAAAAAAUAAACAAAAACAUUAUGGAACGUUGGCAUAAUCGUGUAGCUGUAGUAACCGGUGCCAGUUCGGGCAUUGGUGCAGCUUGUGUUAAAGCAAUUUUAGCUGCCGGUGUAAAGGUCGUUGGUCUGGCCAGACGUGUUGAACGCAUGGAAGAACUUAAGAAAUCCCUACCUGCUGCACAACAAAAUAGAUUUUUCUAUCAUAAAUGUGAUGUCUCCAAAGAGGAGGAUGUUAACACGGCGUUUGAUUGGGUCGAAAAAACUGUAGGUGGUACUGAUAUUUUGGUAAAUAAUGCCGGUACCAUACGUGAGGGUAAUCUAGUUGAUAUGCCCAUGCAAGAUAUUAAAGAUGUGGUGAAUACCAAUUUAAUGGGCGCUAUUUAUUGUACACAGAAUGCUUUCAAGAGUAUGAAAGCUAGAAAUUCUGCUGGACAUUUGAUUUAUAUUAACAGUACUGCCGGUUUACCGGGCUAUAAUCCUGGACCCGAUUAUCCCAGUUUAAAUGUUUACACCCCCACGAAAUUUGGUUUGAAUGCUUUAAAUGAAAUUUGCCGUCAAGAAUUGAUUACUUUGAAGAAGAAAAUCAAGACAACUAACAUCAGUCCCGGUUGGGUGGCCACCGAAAUUGUACCCGAUGAAACCAAAGAAAUGUUGGGUGAUGUCAUACUUCAGGCUGAUGAUGUUGCUCAAGCUGUUAUGUAUGCUUUGUCCACUGCCCCUCAUACACAAGUACAGGAGAUAACAUUGAGAGCUGUAGGUGAAUGGUAUUGAGUGGAAAGUCAAAGAUAAGAAUAGGUCUUUAUAUACAACAUAAAAACUAUGGUUGUUCUUGACCACCUGCUGUAUAUAGUUUUUAAUAUAAAUGUAAAAUAUGUUUGUAAUUUAAUUUUUUAUAAUAAAAAUUUAAAAA
Lucilia sericata (common green bottle fly) is the source of this 1002-nucleotide messenger RNA. Its product is annotated as farnesol dehydrogenase. The transcript is spliced from 2 exons. The record is from RefSeq and is a predicted model, not a curated record. The coding region runs from base 114 to 863 and encodes 249 amino acids. Lineage: Eukaryota; Metazoa; Arthropoda; Insecta; Diptera; Calliphoridae.